Echinops telfairi (small Madagascar hedgehog) is the source of this 5282-nucleotide messenger RNA. It is a transcript of the gene FHAD1, whose product is annotated as forkhead associated phosphopeptide binding domain 1. Bases 1 to 4362 code for a protein of 1453 amino acids. The transcript has 31 exons. Lineage: Eukaryota; Metazoa; Chordata; Mammalia; Afrosoricida; Tenrecidae. Gene Ontology annotation, molecular function: protein binding. The record is from RefSeq and is a predicted model, not a curated record.
AUGAAAGCCUACCUGAAGAGCGCGGAAGGCUUCUUUGUUCUGAAUAAAAGCACGACGAUUGGACGGCACGAGGAUUCAGACCUUGUUUUGAAGUCUGCCGACAUCGACAACCACCACGCGCUCAUCGAAUACAACGAGGCCGAGCACAGCUUCAUCCUCCAGGACUUCAAUUCCCGAAACGGCACCUUCGUCAAUGACUGCCACAUCCAGAAUGUGGCGGUGAAGCUGUUGCCCGGGGACAUCCUGAGGUUUGGGGCCACGGGGCUGACCCACGAACUGGUGAUCGAAAACCCACCCACGGCCUCCUACCCAUGGGUGAGGAGUCCAUCCCCCUGGCCAAGGCCACAGCCACCUUGGACCACACCGCAGCCGAGCCAGUCGCCCUCGCCGUCUCAGUUCCCUGUCCACCAAAGCAUGCGGCCAGUGCAGAGGAGCUGGUCCCAGAGCUUCCCCAGGCCCACCAGGAUCCAGCCCAGCUCCUCCAAGCGGCCUGGGAGCGCCGGCGGGAAGAUGUUCUCAUUUGUGGUGGACAAGACCCGAAAGUCUCCGGCCAUCAAUCAAGUGUGGACCAACUCUGUGGACCUGUCUGGACCAGGAAAGGCCGAGGGACUUCCCAGCGCAGCACCUUCCAGAGAGAUCUUUGCCAACCAGGACCUGGCCCAGCAGGACAAGGAUGAGAUCAUUCUGCUGCUCGGGAAAGAAGUCAGCCGCCUCUCAGACUUUGAAAUUGAAUCCCGAUACAAAGACGCGGUGAUCGCCAACCUGCAGAACGAAGUGGCUGAGAUGACUCAGAAGCUGUCCUCCACAGCCUGGGCCCCCACCGCCGCCGCCCCCAGUGAGCCGCGGGCCGGGCCGCAGAAGCUUCUGGCUCCCGAUGAGGCCGCCAACACCAACCAGAAAGAGAUCGAGAGCUUGAAGGGCCAGAUCAACGCCCUACAGAAGGGCUACAGCCAGGUGCUAUGCCAGACCCUGUCUGAGCGGAACUCAGAAAUCACAUCCCUGAAGAGCGAGGGCGAGAACUUACGGAGGGACAAUGCCAUCACCUCAGGCCACAGCAUCCACACCGCCUGGGUCCUUGUGAGAAACAGUGUCUGGCUGCCCCCGCAGACCCCCCAGCAAAUCGAGGACAUGGAUCGAGAAAUGAAGAAACUCAAGGAGGAUCUGAGGAAGAGCUGCACGGAACAUAACAUGAUCUCCAAGACCAUUCGAGAGAAAAACAAGGUUGAAGAGAAGCUGCAGGAGGACUCCAGGAGGAAAUUGCUUCAUCUGCAAGAAAUGGGGAACAGAGAGAACCUCAUUAAAGUCAAUUUGGAAAGGGCAGUAGGUCAGCUGGAGAAUUUCAGAAACCAAGUGAUCAAGGCCACCUACGGACGAGCCAAGCCAUUCCAGGACAAGCUCAUCACCGACCAGCAGCUAAUUGAGAAGAUCACCCAGGUCAGUGAGGAGAGCGUCACCGUCCAGCAGAAAAAAAGGAUGCUGCACAAGGGGACGCAGCUGAGCGACUCGAAGCAGGAGGAGCUGACAGAGAGCAUCGAGAAGCUGGGGACGUCCCUGAACAGCUGCCAGGCUUGCUUAAAGAAGCCCGGCUGCAGCCAUGACCUCAAGAAGGAGGUGGAGCUUCUUCAGAGCCUGCAGGUGAGCCCACCGGUCUCGGGGCUCCAGAAGGUGGCACUGGACAUCCUGGGCCUCUCGCUGUCCUGGCUGGAGGAGACAGAGCAGCUCCUAGGGGACGUCGGGGUCCAGCUCCCCAGCUCCGACAAAGGUGACUGGGCUUCCCUCCCGCAUAGAGUUGCCAGACCUUCGGGUGAGGUGUGGAAUCUUGUCAGGAGGGGACACCUGUGGAGAAAGGCUCCUUUGGUAGGUGGCCGAAGUCCAAUCUUUUUCCUUUCUCCAGUGCAGAAGCUGCAGCGGACCGAAGUCUCACACCCAUCCCUGCUGACAGUUGUUGUGGUUCCAGAGUCCCCGCCAUCGGGUGCACUCCGAGUCAUGGUGGUCCUAGAGCUCAAGGUCAAGAGUGAGAGCCUCCGGGAAACGCAGCAGAGCCUGCUGCAGGAGAAGCUGCGGGAGCACCUGGCGGAAAAGGAGCAGCUGUGCCAGGAAAGGCUGGAGCAGGAGGAGAAGCUGAAAGCCAGGAUCCAGCGGCUGACGGCAGAGAAGGCGAUGUUGGAGGAAAGCAUUGCUCAAGAGAAAGCCCGAGCGAAGAGAGCAAUGGAGGACAUGCAGAGGCAAUUCCAAGAGCUGGAGAUGCGCUCGGCCCGCCAGAAUGAGGUUUUGGAGAGCAACAUGGCCCACGAGAGAAGAAAAGCGAGGGAAGCCUGGGAGGCUGAAAAGAGGAGAGCUCAGGACCUGGAGAAUCACCUGACCCAGCAGAAGGAGAUUGCAGAGACCAGCAUUGCCUACGAGAAAAACAAAGCCAAGGAGGCCGUCGAGAAGGAAAAGAAAAAGGUGCAGGAUCUGGAGAACCACUUAACCAAGCAGAAAGAGGAAAUGGAAUUAAAGGUGCAGAAAGAGGACGUUUUAAACAGCAAGUUAAAGACCGCACUGGCCAUGGUAGAGGAAACCCAGAAGAUGAAGACGAUGGAAAGCCUGAAAGUCGAGAGCCUCACCAUCAAAAUCAACGAGACCUUAGCUGAACUGGAAACGACCAAGACAAAGAUGAUCCUGAUGGAGGAGCGGAUGCUGCUGCAGCAGCAGACCACUAAGGCCCUGCAGGACGAGCGGCAGUCCCAGAAGCAUGGCUUCGAGACGGAGAUCGCCGAGUACAAGGAGCAGAUCAAGCAGCACGCGCAGACGAUCGUGAGUCUGGAGGAGAGACUCCAAAGCGUGACGCAGCACCACAGGAAAAUAGAAGACGAGAUCUCGGCGCUGAAGGACGAUGACCCAGUUCAAAAGGAGGACGUGCAGCCGGAGCCUCCCAGGACACCUCCGUCGGAGAGUUCGAUCAAAGAGGACAUGUGCAACCACCUGAUAGAAGACUUGUUGACGGCUCAGAAGGAGAUCCUGUCCCAGCAGGAGGUCAUCGUGAGGUUGAGGAAAGACCUUACCGAAGCCCAUGGCCGAAUGUCAGAUUUGAGAGGGGAGCUCAGCGAGAAGCAGAAGAUGGAGCUGGAGCGGAACGUGCUGCUGGUCCAGCGGCAGAGCAGCGAGCUGAGCAUGCUCAAGGAGCAGAUGGGGCAGAUGACCAGCCUGGUGGAAAAGAAGGACCGGGAGCUGGAGACCCUCCAGGAGGCACUGAGGACGUCCCAAGAGAAGCACAAACUGCAGCUGAGCCUGGAGAAGAACCAGAAGCCCCAGGAUAAGGCCCAGAUGUGUGACAUCUCGGUGCAGAUGGAGCCGAUCCACGCAGAUAUGGUCUCCAACAGCCCAGAGGAGCAAGCCUUCAGUGAUCUGGGAGCCAGAUGCAAGGGGUCCCGGCAUGAGGAAGUCAUCCAGCGUCAGAAAAGGGCCCUAUCUGAACUUCGAGCGCGAAUUAAAGAACUUGAGAAGGCCUGCUUGUUGAAGCAUAACGACCGACUAGAUGACCCCUAUCUAGAAUUAAAGACUUUCAGAAUGGAAAAGAAUGUCCAGAAAGUAUUAUUGGAUUCCAGAACUGAUUUUCCAACUCUCUCGAGGAUAGAGAACCGAGGGUCUCAAAACAGCCCUUCCAACUCGCGGCCCAGUCCAGCCGUUGAGAAGUCAGGGAAAACGGAUGCAGUGGAGGCUUUGGAUCUCAGCGAGAAGCUGUACUUGGAUAUGAGUAAAACUCUCAUGAGUCUGAUGAACAUCAAGGAUAUGCCAGGCCAGGUGUCCAUGAAAUACCUGUCCCCCAAAGAGAGGGAGCGAGUCAACCAGCUUCGACAGAGGGACCUGGAUGUUGUGUUUGAUAAGAUCACCCAACUCAAGAACAGGCUGGAGAGGAAAGAGGAGCUUCUGAGAGGCUACGAGAAAGACAUUGAACAGCUCAGGCAGAGCAAAGUGUCCAUUCAGAUGUACCAGUCGCAGGUGGCCAAGCUGGAGGACGAGAUCUACAAAGAGGCUGAAGAGAAGGCCCUGCUGAAGGAGGCCCUGGAGCGCACGGAGCAGCAGCUGUGUCAGGAGAAGAGGACCAACAGAGUGAUCCGGCAGCAGAAGGAGCAUUUAGAGGACCACCAGCAGAGAAAUGCAAAGGAAUCAACAUCUUGCAACUGUUCCUUCAAAGAGAAAGAGAGGCAGAGACGGAUAUUUGUAGAGCUGGUGAAGAGCAAGAUGCAGAGCUCAAAUUUCCAGGCUGGAGCCAGGAAAACUACCCCAAAGACAGACCAAGAAAGGGGGAUGAUGAAGAAGGAAGCGACAAGCAAGUACAGCCGGGAUCCCCUGCUUGCUCGACCUGGUGGAAGGAGCUAGAGAAAUGGCCUCCCGGCAGUCUCUCACCAGCCGCUGUGAGUCAGACAGACUCUUCUGUGUCAAAAUACUAAGAUGCUUUCAUAGGACUUUAAAGACUGUUAACCUAGUGUUUUGCUUUCUAGACUGGUAUUUUGUAUAAUACUAUAUUUUAGAGUGUGCAGGGAGAGGGAUUCUUUGAAAAAAUGAGUGGGUGUGUAUAAAUACUUGGGCAUAUGAAGGAUCUGUUUAAGUCUGUAGCCCAGAUUCCUAGGCCUGGGUGGAUACACGUACAGGGCUCCACGGUUGGGUCAUGAUGCACGCAAACAUCUAUACCUCCAGGGAGCUCCAGAGAACACUCAAGCCGUACUCUCCAGCCAUAGGGCAGAUGGUCCGCUCACGGUGAUCGGGGCCAUGUUGGAAUAAUAAAUUUAGGUCGCCGGUCAGUUUUAUCCCUUCUGUAACAAUGACUAGAUUUCAUUGGGCAUUCUGCAGUUUUCAAAAUAUUCUCAGUUAACCCUCCCCUAAGCCCUGGGAGGAAAAAUAGUAUUAGGUGCCCCAUUUCAAGAUGCAGCAGCUGAUGCCAAGAGAGGUUGAAUGGAGCCUAAAAUCACACAGUACGUUCAAGAGCUGGGUCUUGAACUCAAGGUUCUAAGUCAUCUCAUGCUGCCGUUCUGCUACACCCAAGAUGGCCCAGUAGUUGAAGCCCCAAGGCCUCAAGGAUGAACCAAAUUCCCAGUCACCAAAGAGCAGAUAAUGUCCAGGGGACCCACUCCUCCUUGAUGGGGUUUGGAGAGGCCACUGGGCCCCGUGAUCCGCUCUCUGCUUCUCUCAAUGUCCUCUCCUCUCUCCGUCCACCCCUGCCCUCUCUGGUCUGACCGGGACAGCCAGACAAAACGGGAGGACGAGCCCGACUCCAGGAAUAUCACGUACUUCUAUUUUUA